Cavia porcellus (domestic guinea pig) is the source of this 5323-nucleotide messenger RNA. It is a transcript of the gene Rmi1, whose product is annotated as RecQ mediated genome instability 1. Gene Ontology annotation, molecular function: nucleotide binding. The transcript is spliced from 3 exons. Bases 262 to 2115 code for a protein of 617 amino acids. Gene Ontology annotation, cellular component: RecQ family helicase-topoisomerase III complex; nuclear body. The record is from RefSeq and is a predicted model, not a curated record. Lineage: Eukaryota; Metazoa; Chordata; Mammalia; Rodentia; Caviidae. Gene Ontology annotation, biological process: double-strand break repair via homologous recombination; resolution of meiotic recombination intermediates.
GGGAGGUUUUCGGCUCCGGGGAAGGGCGCGUGCGCGGCGGGUAGGGCGGGAAGCAGUGAAAACAACGCCGGGGCGCGCGCGCUGGCAGUCCCAAUGCUCGUGGCAGCGAGUGUGGGAAGAAGGCCGGAUGCCCAGGGCCAUCUCUAAGCAGUAGAGAUUUUUGAAUACUUGACUGAACAGUCAAUUCAGGAUCCUGUCAUCCAAUCCUGUGUUGCUGUUCCAAGUGGUAACAGAUGCAUAUUAUUUAUUUUAUUUUUAAAAAUGAGUGUAACUAGCACUGCAUUAAGAGUUGAAACCUGGCUUUCAGCUACAUGGCAUGUUAAAGUACCUCUAAUGUGGCUGGAAGCGUGUAUUAAUUGGAUCCUAGAAGAAAAUAAUAAUGUUACUUUGAGUCAGGCACAGAUAAAUAAACAAGUAUUUGAGCAAUGGUUACUUACUGACCUGAGAGAUUUGGAACAUCCUCUUUUACCUGAUAACAUUUUAGAAAUUCCAAAAGGAGAACUGAACGGAUUUUAUGCUCUACAGAUUAAUUCCUUGGUUGAUGUAAGUCAGCCUGCAUAUUCUCAGAUACAACAGUUGAGAGGAAAGAAUACAACAAAUGAUCUAGUUACAGCUGAAACACAAGUUACCCCCAAACCUUGGGAAGCAAAGCCUUCACGAAUGUUGAUGCUACAGCUAACUGAUGGAUUAGUACAAAUUCAGGGAAUGGAAUAUCAGUCUAUUUCUGCUCUUCAUAGUGAUCUUCCUCCAGGCACAAAAAUUUUGAUUUAUGGAAACAUUUCAUUCCGUCUUGGCGUUCUCCUACUGAAACCAGAUAAUGUAAAAGUGUUAGGAGGUGAAGUAGAUGCUCUUUUAGAAGAAUAUGCACAAGAAAAAGUACUUUCAAGAUUAAUUGGGGAGCCUGAUUCUGUAGUUUCAUUCAGACCAAAUAAUUCUAAUCAAAACAUCCCCAGAGUUGUAGAUGUUAUAGAGCCUGUGUUGGGACUUUCUGAUGAAGAACUCUUGGCAAGUCUUGAGGAAAAUGAUGAGCUGGAAGCAAAUAAUGACACCUUGGAAAGAUGUACCAACACUGGUAGUUCCUUGAACAGCAUUCCUAUGAGACAGUCAAGUUUUGAGCCAGCAUUCAGUUCUCAAAGACCAGAGGAGAAACCACCAAAUCAAUUUAUACAAUGCACUGAUGGGGAAUUGGGUGACUUUUCAUUGGAGGAGGCCUUGCUUUUAGAAGAAACUAUCCAAAAAGAACACAUGAAAACUAAAGAAUUGCAGCCAUUGACUUUGAACAAAAACACAAAUAAAAAUAUGGAGAGAUUUUCACAUAAACCUAAUACUCUGAAUGAUUUUUCUUUGAUUUGCAAACAAAGAAAUAAUAAUGGGAAUGAAAAAACUUUACUUAAAGAGAUGAUUCAUGAAAACAGGUCUUUUGGUUGUUCAUCUGCUACAGACCAAAACAGUGGUAUUUCUUUAGGUCAUUGUAUUAUAUCGUUAGCACCUAAUUUUACAAAUAAAGAAAACUCAGAGAUAGAUAAUAAAGUAAAACAAACUAUCAGCAGUUUGGAUGGACAUUUUUUAAAUGAUAAAAUAUUAAGUAGAGAGCCAGUUAAGAGUUUACAGGAUUCUAAUGAACGUGGUCCCCACUUACAGGAGUGUUCUGUAAAGUCAGAGAGUAGCACUAAUCUUUCUGUUGGCACAGAUUUGUAUUCUCCACCCUUCACUUAUCUGUCUGUUCUAAUGGCCAACAAACCACAGGAAGUUACAACUGUGAAGGUCAAAGCGUUUAUUGUAACUUUGACUGGCAAUCUCUCAAGUUCUGGUGGCAUUUGGAGUGUAACUGCUAAGAUUUCUGAUGGCACUGCAUAUCUAGAUGUAGACUUUGUAGAUGAAAUACUUACCAGUUUAAUAGGGUUUUCAGUACUAGAAAUGAAACAGUUAAAAAAGGACCCUCCUAAAUACCAAAAGUUCCUGGAAGGCUUGCAGAAAUGUCAGAGAGAUCUAAUAGAUUUGUGCUGUUUGAUGACUAUUUCAUUUAAUCCUUCCUUGUGUAAAGCAAUGGUACUUGCAUUACAGGAUGUUAAUAUGGAACACCUUGAGGAUCUAAAGAAGCGGUUGAAUAAAUAAACUUACUAAAAUAGUAUUAGAGAACAGUUUACAACAAGGAGAUAUUUAAAUUUGUUCACAAUUUUAUUUUUGAAACUUUUUGAGAGGCUCAGAUUUCAGAAAAGUUGUUCUUUGUCUUCAAGGACUAUGUGACUUAGUUUCUGGAACUUUAUGGGGUUGUGACUAUUUUUGAGUAAUCCAAAUCAUUUCAUUUCUACUACAAAUUGCACAAACAUUUUUACAUAUUCUAAAAGAAUUCUGAAAUUGAAGUAUGAUCAUAUUCUGCUAGAAAAUGAAAAUGUGACUGAUAAAAACAGCAGGAAAUGUCAGUUUGUUAUAACAAAAUUGUUGUUAAUAAAAGAAUGGGAUUCACAAAUGUAAACAAGUUCUUAAAUAAGUGCAGUGGUUUUCAUGUUUAGACAGUUAAACAUCAGUUUAAGCUAGCUUCUUUGCUGGUUUUGUUUUUCAUUAAAAAAAUGAGAUUUCAUAGCCUAUUUCACUUUGUUUCUUUUAAUUCAGCUUCUGUUUCCCUUUAUUAUGGUAUUAAUACCUUAUAUUGGAAGGAUAUGUCUAUUAUUGAAAUAUUAUCUACACAUCAUUCAUCAAAAUCCAUCAUUUAGAUUUCUUAGCUUUUCCUCUUACUCUUUUUCUGUUCCUGAAUCCUAUCCUGGAAGUGUCACAUCCUGUCAUCUCCAGGUUUCUGUUGGUACUGUAGCUUCUUGGUUUCCUUGCUUUUGACCCUGGUAUGUCACACUUUGUUCUUGGUAUCUGUCUGCUGUUUGUCUCAUGAUAGAUAGGGACCACUCUGACACUUGCUGCUGCCUCUGCUGCAACAUGGCAUUCUUUUGGGGGCUGGGGAUUUAGCUCAGCGGCAUAAAGCACCUGCCUUGGAAGCAGGCAGACGUAAGUUUGAUCCCUGGUACCGAUAAAAAGGAAAAAGGCCAAAAAAAAAAAAAAAAAAAACACAUGGCAUUCUUUCACUCUGCAGCCUGGAGUGUCUCUAACUGUGGUAGUUUCACUCCAUCGGGCCAACGUGUAUCUCCUGCCGCGCCCAUUUCUUUUGGCCUGAUGUAACUUUAGAGGGAAUUCAUACCUGCUGGAGAAGUGUUGGAAUAGAAGUGAACACCUCCAACUUCCUUUGUAGCUCCUCCAUUCUCAAGUACAUGGAUACAUUUUCUGCUGUGAGGAUAUGAAGAUCUCACAAUUCUGAGUUUUGCAGCUUCACUCAUUGCUUUUGUUCUUGGACAACUCCAACCUCUCCAGUUGAUUCCUUCUGCUUGCCACCCCCUGUCACUCCGUCCAAGACAGAAUGAUAUCAGGUGGGUGGCAAAUUCCUCAGACUUUUGCUGUUAGCAGGCUGCUUGAUGAACAUCAGCCAUGGUCAUGUGUAAUUCUUCCUUCUGAGACAUCAUAAUAUUUAUGGUCUUAAUAUGAAAUGAGAUUUUCCUGUACGGCUUUUCCUGUAGAGCCACCUCCUCCUUUGUCAACUUCUGUUGACAUUACUUCUUUUUCCAGCUGUUCCAGAGCAUUUUGGUUCUGCUGUUUGGAUUCUUCUACCUUGCUACUAAGUUGUUUGAUAGCUGGAGUCUGGGCUGCUGUUAGCUCUUGGUACCAGCUCUCUUGGUCCUUCAUCUUUGCAGAUUAUCCCUUUUAAUGUAGUAUGUAGGCUAAGACACAAGACUGGUGUUGAAGGCUCAGCAUCAUGGUUCUGAAGUGACAACAGUAAGCAGCACCUGGGGAAGGACACUGCCAAAUGUCACUGCAUUUUUAGUCGAAGGUGGUGAGGAAGAAGUAGCUUGAUCUUUGUAUGCAUCCUCAGGUAAGUGACAGUCACCAGCAGUGGUUGUCUCAGGGUUAUUAUAGUUUGUUGUAUCUUUUGUUUUCACUCCUACAGGUCCGCCAAUGCUGUUUUUCUUCAACUUUUUCUUGACCGCAGUCAAUUUUCUGUCUGGUUUCUUCUGAAAAUCUGGGGGCAAGGUGGGAAAAUCACCACAAUCCCAUCAACUACUUAUUUCACUGUAGUUGAAAACAGUUUUUCCUACAAUAUUUGUUACUUAAUUCAGUAGUUUAUUUAGUUUACUCAAACUAAUGCAAAUUUUUGAGCUUCCAUUGUUGUUAUUUUAUGCAGUAUUUUUUUCUUUUCAAAUUUUUAUUACAGGAAUGCAGUCGAUACUAUGUUCAAUUUGAAGAGUAGGUAGAUACAUGUGAUUAAAAAGUGUUUAAUCAUGUUUGUUGUAUGUAUAAGUUUUUAAAAAACUGAUAACUGUUAAGAUGAAGGAAUUUGGCAAUCUACUAUUGAGAAAUUUGUUCUUCCACUUAUUAUUGCUAAAGUAUUGAUAAUAUUGAUGUUCCCUGUUGAGUUAUAUUGUUGAAAGUUAAUAAAUUUUAUUUCUAAUAUGUUGAAGACGCCAAAAGAUUUGUUGUUUAUAUGGUUUAAAAAAUUAAAAAUCAGUUGAUAAGAAGGGGCUUUCAGAUGCAAUUGUUUUUCUAGUUUUUUUUGUUUGUUUGUUUGUUUGUCUUUUUUGUUUUUAUCAGUACCAGGGAUCGAACUCACGACUAUGUUUUGCUGUUUUUAUUUUGCCAAAAUAUGUUAAAGAAUAGUUUAAAUGAGGUAUUGAGAACAUUAAGAUCCAUCUUUAAAUGUAACUGUCCCCUUUGUGAAUUAACUGUACUUGAGUCUUCCUUUAUUUUUAUUGUGAGUGUCAAUUGUUUUAAUGUGAGGCUGUUACUUCUCUUCCACUUUGCUGUUACAAAGGAAUGUUUGAGAAGUAAAGUUACUUUUAUUAAUGUAUUUUUUUAAAAAUGUGUAAAGUGCCUUGAAUUUUAGGUCAUUAAACAAAUGCUCAAUAAUAUCAAGACAUUGUGCUUUACUUUAGUAAAAAUGUAACAGGAAAUAUCUAGAAGAAAAGUGAAUACAUAUAUAAAGAUGAUUUUUUUAAAAAUCUCAUAUGACCCUAUAAUCCCCCUGCUAGGUGUCUUUCCACAAAAGCUUGGGAAAACAUUUUACAGUGAUACAUGCAUACCAAUAUUUAUAGUAGCAUGAUUUGUAAUAGCUGAAUCCUGGAAAAAGCCUAUAUAUCCAUCAACAAUUGAUUGGUUAAAGAAAAUAUAUUUGUGUAUGGUGGAAUACUAGUAUGCUGUAAAGAAUGACAGUCAUGAAACAUUCAUCAGACAGUGGACAUACCUGGAAAAUACAAUGUUGAGUGAAAUAAACGAUAUAUAAGCUGAA